Messenger RNA from Hydractinia symbiolongicarpus, 1559 nucleotides. RefSeq lists its product as uncharacterized. The record is from RefSeq and is a predicted model, not a curated record. NCBI's taxonomy places the organism in Eukaryota, Metazoa, Cnidaria, Hydrozoa, Anthoathecata, Hydractiniidae. The transcript has 2 exons. Bases 425 to 820 code for a protein of 131 amino acids.
CAUGAUGCCCGGGAUGAUGGGAAGAGACAAAAAUUGCUCGAGUGUGUGCUGACCGGAAAUAGUAAGUUAUAUCUUGGUAAGAUGUAUACGGAGGCGGAGAUCCAGAAGCUCAAGAAUGAUGAGGUGGAUAAACUGUUCACCAUAUACGAGGCUAAACUAUCCGGUCAAAUGGUAAAGUCUUUGGGACAGUCAAUAAUCCACAUGUACUCCAUGGGCGCCUGUACAGCUCUCGGUAUAAAAAAUCAAAAAGCUCUGAGUGAUGACCUGGAGAAUGAUCCAUUCCUAAACUCGGCACUCCAAAGGUUCACAUGUGAUCUAUAUUAUAAGUUCGGAUCACUACUAUCACCAAUCAGUGUAGGUUUAAUAACAGGUAGGCAUUAUAUCGCGGGAAAAAAUUUAAACAAUAUCGAUACGGAUACUAAAGAUGUCGGAUACUCCAGUUCAGGUGACAACGAAGAACCCUAAAAAGGUUGAGGCCGGUAAGAGGCUGGCUGAAUUCAAUCGUAAAAAUAGGGAAGAAUAUAAAAGAUUGCUCAUGGCACAGACGGAGGUACAGUCGGCACAUCAGACACACUCGGCACCUCAGACACAGUUGGAGGAUCCUAAGGAUAUUGUCAUCGAGGAUUCCGUGAAAGAUGCCCCUAAACACGGCGGAGUGAACUACACAAUAAUGGGUGGUGGUGGGGUGAUAGUACUUGUCUUAAUUGGUGCUUAUUUCGUCUAUAAAAAUAAGGACAAAAAUAUUAAGGUGAAGUGUACCCCACCAAGUAACUCAGGUAAUAAAAAAACUAUGAGAAUAAGUAAGCUUGAAAUGGAAUAAAGGGAUAAUAUCGCGAUACUAUAAUCUUGAAGUAAAUAUAAGACAUGGAUAAGAAAAGUAUAGUCAACGAUAUUUAUAAAGCAUCGGUCGUAUGCGUUUUCGCUGUAGGCUAUUCAAUGCUCGGGAAAAAGGUAUUAAAAAUGACGCCACCCUCAAUUCAGAAGUUUGACCUGGAAGAUACCGGAAAGCUUGUAGCCAUAGUCGCCGCAAGUGAAAUGACAAGAGAAUAUCUAGUUAAGCAAAAAAUUAUACCUGAAACUAUAAAUAUAUAAUGUUGCGAAUACUGGAAUGGUUGGUCUGGGUUUUAUGCCAGCGCAAGAAAGUUGAGAGGAUUUUACCCAAGGUGGAAUACAUCGAUACCGAGGUCAUAGACGACUCUGAUGUCAUAGACUCCGAGGCUAUCGUAUUAAAAUAACGCCACUAUAUUAUACCGGAUUAUAUAAACAUGGCUUCAAUUGCAAUGAUGUUGGGAGGUGCCUUCGCGAACGCUUUGGCCUUCACCGGAUCAAGCUACCUCUUUUCAAGUUUAUCAAAGGAUAGGAUAGAUAAGGAACGGAAGCGGCAUGAUCUGGCCAUAGAGCAGCUGCAAAAGGCUCAGAUCAUGCCGCUUCCGUUCCUUAUCUAUCCUAUCCUUGGAUAAACUUGAAAAGAGGUAGCUUGAUCCGGUGAAAGCCAAAGCGUUCGCGAAGGCACCUCCCAACAUCAUUGCAAUUGAAGCCAUGUUUCAUAUACUACUACA